AUGCGUAGUAGGUUAAGCAAUACAAACUGCCCAAAAAUAUUACAAGUAGUGCAAGCCAAGUUUAGAAGCCUAAACUGUGACAGCUGCGAUAAGAAUUUUGGCCAAUUUAAAUUAUGUGAAAUCAAAGCAGUCAAUCGCAGUUUGAAUUUAAUCAAUAUUAUUUAUAAAUUUAAUGGACUUCUAGAUAAUACAAGCGUACAAUUACAAAUUUUUAAGCGUGCUAGUGGCUGGCGUCCUUUUCUCUACGACAUUAAGUUUGAGCUUUGCGAACUUAUUGAAAAAGGCAAACCCUACGUGGCAAACUUGCUCUUCGGCUAUAUAAAACCCUAUACAAACUUAAAUCAAACGUGUCCCAAGCAGCCAGGCUUUGAGUUUAAAAUGCAGAACUACAAACUUAACAUGGAGCUAUUUCGUCAACGUUUUCCCAUCGAUGCAGGCGAAUAUGCAGUUAAUUUAAAAUUCUUCAACAAGCAGCUAUUAAGGUUUAUUGUCAAUGGCUCCAUUAGCUAUACGAAUUAUAAGGACUAA
Messenger RNA from Drosophila busckii, 528 nucleotides. RefSeq lists its product as uncharacterized. The record is from RefSeq and is a predicted model, not a curated record. The transcript has 5 exons. Bases 1 to 528 code for a protein of 175 amino acids. NCBI's taxonomy places the organism in Eukaryota, Metazoa, Arthropoda, Insecta, Diptera, Drosophilidae.